Messenger RNA from Purpureocillium lilacinum, 2397 nucleotides. RefSeq lists its product as uncharacterized. The record is from RefSeq and is a predicted model, not a curated record. Gene Ontology annotation, molecular function: beta-glucosidase activity. Gene Ontology annotation, biological process: glucan catabolic process. Lineage: Eukaryota; Fungi; Ascomycota; Sordariomycetes; Hypocreales; Ophiocordycipitaceae.
AUGCCUUCGUCGCCGCGAGCUCUUCUCUGCGCUGCCGCCGUCGCGGGCCUUGCCCUGUGGCAGGGUGCCGAGGCGCAAAGCGGAGGCGGCAAUGUCAUCAAGAACGACACUCAUUUCUACGGCCAGUCGCCGCCCGUGUACCCAUCCCCUGAGAUUGUCGGAGCGGAAUGGGCGGACGCAUAUACCAAGGCGAAAGCGCUGGUUGCGCAGAUGACGCUUGAGGAAAAGGUCAACCUAACGGGCGGCAUUGACCUCGGCACAGGGUGCUCCGGCACCAUUAGUCCCAUAGAACGCCUCAACUUCACCGGCAUGUGCCUCAGCGACGCUGGCAAUGGUCUGCGUAAUACCGACCUCGUCAACUCAUAUCCCAGCGGCAUCCACGUCGGCGCAAGCUGGAACAAGGAGCUUGCGUUCCUGCGCGGCUCGUCCAUGGGCGGCGAGUUCAAGAGAAAAGGAGUCAAUGUUCUUCUUGGUCCCGUCGUGGGGCCCGCGUGGCGCGUUGUCCGUGGCGGCAGGAACUGGGAGGGCUUCUCGGUCGACCCUUACCUCUCUGGCUCACUGGUAUAUAAGAGUGUCUUGGGCAUUCAGGAGCAGGGCGUCCAGACCAGCGUCAAGCAUUAUAUCGCCAACGAACAGGAAACCUACCGCAUGCCAUCCGGUGGCGACAAGGAGGCCGUAUCCUCCAACAUUGAUGACAAGACUAUGCAUGAAGUCUAUCUUUGGCCCUUUCAAGACGCCGUCAAAGCUGGCACGGGCAACAUCAUGUGCUCCUAUCAACGUGUAAACAACUCGUAUGGAUGUGCCAACAGCAAGACUCUUAACGGCCUGCUCAAGACCGAGCUUGGCUUCCAGGGCUUCGUCGUUUCCGAUUGGGGUGCCCAACAUGCCGGCGUUGCCGCCGCUCUGGCGGGCAUGGAUAUGGCGAUGCCCAGCGGCAGCGAAUUCUGGGGGAAACAUCUCGUAGAAGCAGUCAAGAAUGGUUCUGUGCCCGAGUCUCGCGUCACCGACAUGGCGACCAGAAUCGUCACCACAUGGUAUCAGUUCAAACAGGACACUCUCUUCCCCGAACCUGGCGUUGGCAUGCCCAAGGACGUGACUGGGCCUCACAAAUUCGUCGAGGGACGCGACCCUAGUGCUCGUCCUGUUCUGUUCCAAGGCGCCGUCGAGGGCCACGUUCUCGUCAAGAACACGAAAAACACCUUGCCUCUCAAGUCCCCUCGCAUGCUGUCCUUGUUUGGGUACUCGGCAAAGUCCCCCGAUCUGUUCGCUCCUGUCGCCGGCGCACUCAACUCCCAAAUCUGGGUGAGCGGCGCGGAGUCCAUCGACGUCAACGAAUUCAUCUCCAACAUCAUCAGCUUUUCACCCAACGCGAGCCAUUCGAGUAUCGGUCGUAAUGGCACCCUCAUUCAUGGCUGCGGCUCCGGCGCAACGACCCCGGCUGUCUUCACUGCGCCGUUUGAGUCGCUCAAAAUUAGAGCAGCCCGCGACGACACGCCCUUGUUCCACGACUUCGUCUCCGCCGAGCCGAUAGUCGACCCCCUGACCGAUACGUGCAUCGUAUUCGGUAAUGCCUUUGCUUGCGAGGGCUUUGACCGCCCUGGCGUUUACGACAACUAUACCGACACCCUCAUCAAGACCGUUGCGGGCCAAUGCAGCAAGACGGUCGUGGUCUUUCACAACGCCGGAAUUCGAAUUGUCGAAAACUUUGUUGACCAUCCCAAUGUUACGGCCAUCAUAUUCGCUCAUCUGCCUGGGCGCGAUAGCGGCGAAGCGCUGGUAUCUCUCCUAUAUGGCGACUUGAGCCCGUCUGGCAAGCUGCCUUAUACAGUGGCCAAGAACGACACCGACUACGGCCAUGUCCUCAAUCCGGACUCGUCUGAAGGCGAGUUUGAGAAUUUCCCUCAGUCCAACUUUUCUGAGGGAGUCUACCUCGACUAUAAGCACUUUGACAAAGAGGGCAUUGAGCCGCGCUACGAAUUCGGUUUCGGAUUAAGUUACACGACUUUCAACAUAUCCAACAUCAAGGUCAACCCACUGCAGGGAGUCAACACGGCCGAGUACCCUGCAGGUGCCGUUGUGGCAGGUGGGCAGUCAGACCUCUGGGACGUGCUCGUCAUCGUCAACGUCGACAUACAGAACACGGGCAAGGUUGUGGGCGCGGAGGUUGCGCAGCUCUACGUCGCCAUUCCCAAUGGGCCCGCGAAGCAGCUACGCGGCUUCGAGAAGAGGGCCUUGCAGCCGGGCGAGGUGUCGACAGUCGAGUUUAAGUUGACGAGGCGCGACCUGAGCGUUUGGAACACGGCAGCACAGAAGUGGCAGCUGCAGCGAGGAGACUACCGAGUGCUCGUCGGGAACAGCAGCAAGAACCUACCUCUCCGCGGCGACAUCAACUACUAG